AUGCCUAAAAUAAUUUAUUUAAUUAAUUUAAUAAUUAUUUUAUUAAAUUUUGCAAAUUCCCAAACACCUAACUGUAAUAAUUUAGCCCCCACGGACGCUGCUAGAUUAACUUGCCAAUUUUUGUCUAUGAGUGAUAAUGCUGCAAGGAAUUCUCCACCUCCCCCAAAUCCUCCUCUUCCUCCUGGCGGACCUCCAAAUCCUAAUAUUCCAAAUUUGGCAGCAAAUUUUGCAGCUGUGCCUGCUACCCCCUACCAAUGUAUGGAUUUGGGGUGUCUUUGCCGUUUUAUGGGAGGUUGCCCUAAUGGACCCCUCCAGAGAGCAGUCCGUACAGAAUACAGAUUAAUGACUGAGGAUCAAAGACAACGAUAUCAUAAUGCUUUACUUCAAAUAAAAAGUGACGGUCUUUUUGACCAAAUUGCUUCAGUUCACACAACAGCUGUACAAACUGGAUCAGCACAUGGAGGUCCUGCUUUUCAUCCUUGGCACAGAGAAUAUUUGAAAAGGUAUGAGUUUGCUCUUCGCAUGGUUGACCCAUCUAUUGCUCUACCUUAUUGGGAUUCUACUUUAGAUGGUGCUUUACCAACCCCUGCAGAUUCAAUAUUAUUUUCCCAGGAAUUAAUGGGACAGGCAGAUUCUAAUGGACAAUUACGUUCUGGGAGAUUUGCCCCUUGGAGGACACUUGAAGGAAAUCCUUUUAUAACAAGAUUUGUCGGUUCAGGAGGAGCUUGUUACCAAGAAUCACAAAUUCAAUGGGUUUGGGGGCAAAGAGAUAUUGCUUUAAUGCUUGCGUAUUCUUUCCCCAAUGCUGGUUGUCCAUAUCAAUUAAUUUGGAAUUUACCUGAACUAACUCAUGGAAAUGUUCACAUUUUUGUUGGUGGGGAUAUGUUAGAUCCACGGACAUCGGCUAAUGAUCCUUUAUUUUAUAUGCACCAUUCUUUUGUUGAUUAUAUAUGGGAAGGAUAUCGUACAAGACAACAAUCUAGACAACAAAGAGAAACGGAAUAUCCAGCUGAUAACUCGCAAUGUGAACCUGCACAGCAUUUUGCAGGGGCACCAAUGUUGCCUUUUAACCCAAUGAAUAAUGUUGACGGAUUAAGCAAUGCUUAUACAGACAAUUUAUAUCAGUUCGCGGAAAGACCUACGUGCCAAAGUGGGGCUAAUUGUGGGUCGCCCUAUUUAUUUUGUGAUCGCUCUCAUGGCGCUCCACGUUGCGCAUCUAAAGUUAGGAUUGGUGGAGAUUGUAGAGGGUUUAAUUCUCAAGAGGAUGUGUGUUAUAACGGAGUUUGUUCAAAUGGACGUUGUGUUGGUAGACAACUAAGGGCUGAUGAAGAUGGAGAGGAGGAGGAUAAUGAAGUUAAUGAGACUGGAGUUCAAAACGAUCCGGCUGGACAAAUACCCGAUCAAGUCGCGUUUGCCUGUUACAAUGAACAUGAAUGUUGUGCAAUUUGGGCAUAUGAAGGAGAAUGUGAAAAUGUAAACCAGAUUAUGAAUUAA
Molecule: messenger RNA, 1494 nt
Organism: Meloidogyne enterolobii
Lineage: Eukaryota; Metazoa; Nematoda; Chromadorea; Rhabditida; Meloidogynidae
Source: the annotation of a GenBank genome assembly